Molecule: messenger RNA, 3023 nt
Organism: Salpingoeca rosetta
Lineage: Eukaryota; Choanoflagellata; Craspedida; Salpingoecidae
Exons: 15
Coding region: 82-2964 (960 amino acids)
Biological process (GO): positive regulation of centriole elongation; interkinetic nuclear migration; centrosome cycle
Cellular component (GO): centrosome; centriole
Source: RefSeq, a predicted model, not a curated record
CUCGCCACGAACGCACACCGACCACCAGUUUCGCCAAUACUCGCCAGCAAUCACAAUUACUCGCUGUGAACGGGCCCAAAGAUGGCAACCAGUGCAGCUGUCGCCGUUGUGGUGGCUGUCCUCCAAGGCAAAGGCUUUCCGGAACGAAAGGGUCUCUCGUUUGUUGUGCGUGGCCGGUUUGAUUCAAAAGUGCUCUUGACGGACCCCGUGCCACACCACUCAAAGUUCCUCGUGGAGAACGAGCUGGCAUGGAUGGUGGACCACAAGACACUGCACCAGCUCCGUGUGCAACGGACGCCCAUCAAGCUCGAGUGCGUGGCCAUUGAUGAGCGCACCAAAGUGGAGCGCCCCAUAGGCUACAUCAUGCUUGAUCUCCGAUCCAUCAACGCUCAAGAGACCACCAAGUGGUUUUCGCUGUCCAACAACCAGUACCCAAAAGCCAAGCCCAUGCUCCAAGUGAUGUUCUGCAUUGAAACUCAGCAUGAUCCAACCACAGGCACACAGCCCAAAGACCGCGGUCCUCCUCUGUCGCUGGUUGACCCCGGCACAGUGUUCAUUGGUGCAUCUGGCGCCGCCCCGCACCCACCGCGCCCGUCUGACCUCUCGUACACCGCCGCCGUCGAGUCAGCCUCCUUUGAGCACCUCACUGCCAUGCUGGCUGCCCGCAAGAUGCUGACGUUCAACUGCGUGGCGGUGGUGCAUGUGCUUGGAAUGGACAUUGAGUCCGAUCGCUUCACUGCCGCACGCGCCGGUCACGUCGCCUUCACCACUUCAAAGCCGUUUACUGUUCGCGGCAGUCGCAGCGCUCUCGCCCGUCGAUUUGACAGCGACACCGCCAGGGUUGUUGUGCUGAACACGGCCACGUUCAAGCCCGUGUUGGCGACGGAGCUGUCGCUGGCGCCAUGCAGGACGACGAUUGGGCAGCCGUCCACACACACCAUUCUCACUGGCGCUGCACGUGAUGGAGAGCACACUUGCAAGAUUACACUCGCCCUCACGUUUCGCGCCUCCGAUCAUACAGCCGGCCCACAGCAGCAUCAACAACACCACCAGCAGCAUCAGCACGAGCACCAGCAGGAGGAACAGACGCAAGAUGAAGAGCGGCGGCACACCCAAGCACAACCGAGGAACGCUGGUGAGCAUGCCGUUGCUGGUGGCGGUGGCGGUGACAGUGUGCAGAGCCGCCAUGACGCAAGCAGCGCCCGUGGAAUGGAGCAAGGCGCAGCUACAGCGCAGAUGCAAAGCGACCAGCAUCACCCUCAUCAUCAUCAUCAUCACCAUGAAGGUGAAAACAGACGGCAGCAAGGUGAAGAGCAGGCAGGACAAGAGCUACCAGCCCUGCACCACGAUGACUAUGAGGAUGAUUUUGAAGACGAUGAAGACAACAGCGACGAUAAUGACGAAGUUACUGGUCGCAAAGGUGGUCGAGAGUUUCGUGGUGCACCCACUUCUCAGCAACACGUGAACGCCUCUGCACGCAAUGGCGACACCACCAACAGCAGCAGCAGCAGUGAUGAUGGUGAUGGUGAUGGUGACCCUGUUUAUGCCCAAGGACAACCACGGGCAGUGGCUAGACAGUCACCCCCACCACAGCGUCAGCAGCCACACGAGCUCCAGCAACAGGCACAGCAGCAACGGUACUCACAUGCAGCAGGUGAGCAAGCUCUCCCGGAAAGGCUUGCUCACCAUCAUCACCCGCAACCACAGCAAGCGCAAGAACAACAACCACAGCAACUACACCAACUACCGCCACAGCAACAUCAGCAGCACUGGCAUCAGUUUGAAAGACACCACGUUGCAUCUGACCAACAGCACGUGCACGCGCUACCAACACACGAACACGACUUCACAGACACCGAGACGGUGGUCACUGCCGCAUAUGUCCCCACAGCGCAGGAGCGGCAGCAGCGACAGUUGUCUGACACAAAGGCUGCGCUUGAUUUGGAAGUGUGGAUGCAGCGUGAGAAGGAGCGAUUUCAAGCGUCCUUGGAGAAGCAAAAGCGCCAAGUGUUGGAGACAUUGGCGGAGGAGUGGCGGCAGCGCAACGAACAGCGCGAGGCGCUCAUUGCAGAGAAAAUCCAGGGCUACCAGAAGCUGGAGGGAGAGCUCAAGCAAACGCUGGCCGAUUUGUCCGGUCGUGAGAAGGAGCUGGAGCGCAAUGAGGAGGACCUGCACCGCCGGCAAACAAAGCUUGAAGACGACUACCAGCGAAAGUUGAUGGACCUUCAAGACGCAAGCCGGCGCCUUGAACAGGACUUCUUGCAUCAGACCAGGCUGCAAGCGGAGAAAGUGAAAGGGCUGGAGGAAGACCUGAAGCACUCCAAAGCACUAGCAGCCCAAUAUCAGCAAGAAGGCUUUGAGCUGCGGCGCGAGAUUGCGUCCUUGCAAACACAGCUGCACCAAGGACCAAACGCACGGUUGGAGCACGAGCGCGCAGUCUUACAGGCUCAGAACACCGAUCUGCGGCAACAGCUCAAGUCCUCACAAGCGGCCAAGGAGAAAUACAAGGCGCAGUGGACCAAAGCGCUACAGACGAUUGCGAGACUGAAACAGAAGAGCGAGCUUGUUGCGCGCGAGCAGCUGCGGCGCGAACAGUCCGAGCUUGAGCAUAUGCGCCUACAAUACCUUGCACACGAGGAGAGGCAGGUGGCAAGUCGCGAGCGGCAGGAGCUUGAGGAGCUGAAGGAAGAGCUUCGUCGUCUCGCUGACUUGACGGCAGGAAACGGCAGCGGUGGUGACAAGCACACACGCGUCUCGCCCGCACGUCAGUGGAAGAACGAUGGCGCACGCAUGCCGCGCGGACGGGGCGGUGGCAGCGACGGUGACAGGAAACAGACACAGGCCGAAGUUGGACGGCUGGCGCAGGAGCGAGACGCGUUGCUUGCAUCUGGAGUGUAUCAGCCUCAUGACGCUGUCAUUGUCAACCUUGAUCGCCAGAUCAACCGCUUGCUCGGGGCCAAGUGAUUGCGCAUGACGGCCGAUGGUGGUGGUGUGGUGUGGUAUGAUGGUGUGAUGGUGUGAUG